This is a messenger RNA of Dictyostelium purpureum, 417 nucleotides long. RefSeq lists its product as uncharacterized. The transcript has 3 exons. Gene Ontology annotation, cellular component: nucleus. NCBI's taxonomy places the organism in Eukaryota, Evosea, Eumycetozoa, Dictyosteliales, Dictyosteliaceae. Gene Ontology annotation, molecular function: protein serine/threonine phosphatase inhibitor activity; protein phosphatase 1 binding. The record is from RefSeq and is a predicted model, not a curated record. Bases 1 to 417 code for a protein of 138 amino acids.
AUGUAUACCUCACCUACAUUAUCUAGUGCUCCAACAACGACAACUACAACAACACUAACAUUACAAAAUCCUGAACCACCACAACAGCAACCAUCACCACCACAACAAUUAAGGCUAGUAAUUAAAAAUAAGAAAGAAAGAAAAAGAGUUCAAUGGACAGAUGGUAUAGUUGAUAAUGAACAUUUAGGAAAGAAAAAAUCAAAAAAAUGUUGUAUAUUUCAUAAAAAGAAACCCUAUGAUGAAAGUAGUGAUGAAAGUGGCGAUGAAGAAAGAGUUUUAAGACAAAAAGAAAAAAAACAAGAACAAGAAUGCGAGUGUGAACAUGACGAAGUUCAUAAUCAUGAACACAAUCCUGACGAUAAUAAAGAAAAAGAUAAUAAUUGCGAUCAUAAUGGUAGUUGUGGAGACCACCAUUAA